CUCCACCUGUAAAACACACCAUCUCAUCUCAUCUCAUCGCCGUAGAAGAAUACUCGUCCUUCAACUCCUACCACCGCUAGCUGCUGCUACAGUGCCCCGACUCUUCGGCCAAAAAAGCCACGGAGGCCGGAGUAAAAGAGCAUCUCUCGUUCGUUCUCACCUCUGUCGAAACCCACAUAGAAAUAUACCGCGGCCCUGGCCCCCUCGCGAGCCGUGCUCCGUCUCCUUGCUUCUCUAUUUUAACGCCUUGGACUGCACCGCCCAUUCUUGGUUCUUCAUUCACCUCCCGAGGACGCCAAUCGCCUCUCGCUUCAGCUCUCGAGAAACGAAACACACACUCACGCACGCUCGCUUCGAGGAGGACUUCUGAGUUUCUGACUACGGCCAUGGACAUGGACGCCGCGCAGCAGCAGCAUCACCAUUACCCAUGGCUCAACUUCUCCCUCGCCCACCACUGUGGCAUGGAGGAGGAGGAACGCGGGGCGGCGGCGGAGCUGGCCGCCAUCGCCGGGGCCGCGCCGCCGCCCAAGCUCGAGGACUUCCUCGGCGGCGGCGGGGGGAACGGUAAUGGCGGCGGUGGCGGGCCGGUUGUGCCUGCAGGAGCGGCGGCGGAGAUGUACGAGUCAGAGCUCAAGUUCCUGGCCGCCGGUGGGUUUCUUGGAAGCGGCGGCACUGGGACGUCGCCCGCCGCGCCGCCGCCGGUCGUGGCUCUGGAGGAGCAGGCGGCCGAGGCGAAGCUGGCUCUGCCGCUCGUGGCGGCGCCGGCGCCGGAGACGAAGAAGGCCGUGGACUCGUUCGGGCAGAGGACCUCCAUCUACCGUGGCGUCACUCGGCAUCGUUGGACGGGUCGGUACGAAGCGCAUCUGUGGGACAACAGCUGCCGGCGUGAAGGCCAGAGCCGCAAGGGCCGCCAAGUGUAUCUCGGUGGCUAUGACAAGGAGGAGAAGGCAGCGAGGGCGUAUGAUCUUGCCGCUUUGAAGUACUGGGGUGCUAGCACUACCACCAACUUCCCGGUUGCUGACUAUGAAAAUGAGCUUGAGGAGAUGAAGCACAUGACGCGCCAGGAGUUUGUAGCUUCCCUUCGGAGAAAGAGUAGUGGAUUCUCCCGGGGUGCUUCUAUCUACAGGGGUGUCACAAGACAUCACCAGCAUGGUCGAUGGCAAGCAAGGAUCGGGAGGGUGGCUGGUAACAAGGACCUCUACCUCGGAACAUUCAGUACUGAGGAGGAAGCCGCGGAAGCCUACGACAUCGCGGCCAUCAAGUUCCGCGGCCUGAACGCCGUGACAAACUUUGAGAUCGGCCGGUACAACGUCGAGAGCAUCAGCAGCAGCAACCUCCCGAUCGGCACCGCCUCGGGCGCCAACCGGGGCAGCAAAUGUGCUUUAGAGCCCACUCCGGUGAUCUCCGACGUCGAUGCCCCGAGCAUCGCGCCGCACUCGCUGGCGUUCACGGCGCUCCCGAUGAAGUACAACCAGCAUGAAAACGAUUACCUGUCGUUCCUGGCCAUGCAGCACCACCAGCAGGGGAACCUGCAGGGGCUGGGCUACGGCCUCUACAGCUCCGGCGUCAACCUGGACUUCGCCAACGCCCACAAUGCCGCCACAAUGACAGCGGCACAAUGCUACGGCAAUGGCGGAGGCAGCUUACAUCAUCAGCAGCAGCAAGAGCAAGAUCAUCAUCAGCAGCAGCAGCAGCAGCAGGACCAGGAGCAAAACUCCAACGGCUGCCCGUCUUCGGUGCCGUUCGCGACGCCCAUGGCAUUCAGUGGCGGGACCUAUGAAAGCUCCGUGACGCCCAGCCCCUUUGGAUACUACUCCCCAAAUAUGGCAGCCUUUCAGACACCGAUCUUUGGAAUGGAAUGAUUCGGGCGGUGCAUGCAAAGGAGAAGGUGGCCUGGCCCUGGGCCUGAUCCUGAAGUGAUGAGAUCAAAACUGACAAUAGUUUCAGAAGUCGCACACACAGCAAAGACAUAAAAGGGGGUAUGGCAUGAUGCAAACAUAGGAAGCAGCAUGCACGACACUGACAGGCCAGAGACAGGGUAGAAGAAGACUGCUAACAAAAUGAUCGAUGCAGCAAAGCAGCAGGCUAGGUAGUAGUAGCAGAAUUCGUUUUCUGAACCUUUUCCCUUUUGUAGCUUUGGUUUAUGCUUUUGUCAUCGCUGGGCUUUGUUGCUUGCCUCAGCUAGCUUCUUUUCAGCUUUGUCUUUCUGCUGACAUGAUUCCGCAAGUGCCAUCAUAGUUUAGCUAGGCAGCCAGCCCUGUAAAAUGGAAGCAGGAAUGCAGGAACAUCUUUGUAGCUUUUGCCUCUUUUCCUUUUCUUGCCCCUCUUCUGCUUUUCCUUGUUCGAUCGCUUUAAAUUAGUGGCCCCCUGUGCUACUGGAUAGCUAUGCUCCAGAGUCAGAGAGGAUAUAUAAAUUCCAAUGUUUUUGCU
Messenger RNA from Brachypodium distachyon (stiff brome), 2430 nucleotides. RefSeq names its product AP2-like ethylene-responsive transcription factor AIL5. NCBI's taxonomy places the organism in Eukaryota, Viridiplantae, Streptophyta, Magnoliopsida, Poales, Poaceae. Gene Ontology annotation, molecular function: DNA-binding transcription factor activity; DNA binding. Bases 387 to 1862 code for a protein of 491 amino acids. The record is from RefSeq and is a predicted model, not a curated record. Gene Ontology annotation, biological process: regulation of DNA-templated transcription. The transcript has 9 exons.